CCCUCCCAGGGACCGCUGCGCGGAGCUGCCCGGAGCGCGGCGCCCGCGGCGACUGCACUUUCCCGACAGUAGCUGGCUCGGGGCUCGGGUGCGCGCGCGGCGGGGCUGCUGGAACCUGAGGGCUCAGUUGACUGAGGGAGAGUGGGAGGGAAUCCCGGGUGGCCGCGCUGCGCCAGCGGGGAAGCCCUUCGGUUCCCCAGCCCCCGGCGAGUGGGGCGGGGGCCCCCCGAGACCGCCACCGGCCCCUGGCGCAGGCGGGACGCGCGGGGCGCCCCUUCGAAGGCAGCCCUCAGGCUCUCCGCCCCGACUCGGCCGGGCGCAGCGGGCGCGGGGCAGCGCAGAGGGAGGAAGCCAGAGGGGCCGCCCUCUCCUCGGAGUUGGAAGCGCCUCUCCGGGUCCAAAAUGCCCAAAAAGAAGCCGACGCCCAUCCAGCUGAACCCGGCCCCCGACGGCUCCGCGGUUAACGGGACCAGCUCGGCGGAGACUAACCUGGAGGCCUUGCAGAAGAAGUUGGAGGAGCUGGAGCUCGAUGAGCAGCAACGGAAGCGCCUUGAGGCCUUUCUUACCCAGAAGCAGAAGGUGGGGGAGCUAAAGGACGAUGACUUUGAGAAAAUCAGUGAGCUGGGUGCUGGCAAUGGUGGCGUGGUGUUCAAGGUUUCCCACAAGCCGUCCGGCCUGGUCAUGGCCAGAAAGCUAAUUCACCUGGAGAUUAAACCUGCAAUCCGGAAUCAGAUCAUAAGGGAGCUACAGGUUCUUCAUGAAUGCAACUCCCCAUACAUUGUGGGCUUCUAUGGUGCAUUCUACAGUGAUGGCGAGAUCAGCAUCUGCAUGGAGCACAUGGAUGGGGGCUCGUUGGAUCAAGUCCUGAAGAAAGCUGGAAGAAUUCCUGAACAAAUUCUAGGAAAAGUUAGCAUUGCUGUAAUAAAAGGCUUGACAUACCUGAGGGAGAAGCACAAGAUUAUGCAUAGAGAUGUCAAGCCCUCCAACAUCCUAGUGAACUCUCGUGGGGAGAUCAAGCUCUGUGACUUUGGGGUCAGUGGGCAGCUGAUUGACUCCAUGGCCAACUCCUUCGUGGGCACAAGGUCCUACAUGUCGCCAGAACGACUCCAGGGGACACAUUACUCGGUGCAGUCUGACAUCUGGAGCAUGGGGCUCUCGCUGGUUGAGAUGGCGGUUGGGAGGUAUCCCAUCCCUCCUCCGGAUGCCAAGGAGCUGGAGCUGAUGUUUGGGUGCCAGGUUGAAGGAGAUGCAGCUGAGACACCGCCAAGGCCGAGGACCCCUGGGAGGCCCCUCAGCUCUUAUGGAAUGGACAGUCGACCUCCCAUGGCAAUUUUUGAGUUGUUGGAUUACAUAGUCAAUGAGCCUCCUCCAAAACUGCCCAGUGGAGUAUUCAGUCUGGAAUUUCAAGAUUUUGUGAAUAAAUGCUUAAUAAAAAACCCUGCAGAGAGAGCAGAUUUGAAGCAACUCAUGGUUCAUGCUUUUAUCAAGAGAUCUGAUGCUGAGGAAGUGGAUUUUGCAGGUUGGCUCUGCUCCACCAUCGGCCUUAACCAGCCCAGCACACCAACUCAUGCGGCUGGUGUCUAAGUGUUUGGGGAGCAGCAAACAGCAAGUCUCCUGCCCGUGGCGUGCCAUGUUGCUUUUGGACCUCCUUCCCAAGCCUGUCUCUGUUCAGACGUGAAUUUCACCUACGACAAAGGAUGAAGAACACAGCAUGUGCCAAAAUUCUACUCGUGUCAUUUUAAAUAUUGCUGUCUUUAUUCUAUUUACUAUUGUUCUCCCCCUAAGUGGAUUGGCUUUGUGCUUGGGGCUAUUUUGUGUACUGUCAAUGAUCUGAACACACACAUUUCAACUGUAAACCUUUGGUGAUCGUGGGUAGUCAUUCUCACUGAAAAUUGCACUGCUCUUCCUUCACCAUGACUGGCUGGCCGCCUGUAUUUUUGGGAUUCUUUGACACUUGGUGGUACUUCAUGUUUACUGGGUGUACCUUCUCUUUGAUUAAGAAGGAGACUCGUAAGACCCUUCACAGGCGGUGCAUGUGAAGCAUGCUAUGCUGCUAUGAAAAUGAGCAUCAGAAAGCAUAUCAUGUUUUUAUUUUGCUUUUGGUGUAGAAUCUAGCCGUAUCCAUCAAAAUCUAGCCAGAGCCCUUCACUGCCAUUCUAGCUGGGGCUUCACCAGUCUGUCUACCGUGAUGAUUUGUAGACUCCUGGUUAUAUUUCUUAUUUAUUUUUAAAUAUACUGUGUGGGAAAUUUAGUGGUAUUUGUCUCUUUAAGUUUGGCUAGUAUUUCUAAAAUGGUGGAGUUACUUUGAUUUAUAAAUGGAUCAGGCAUUAAAAUUUAUGAGAUUUCUCUUUCCCCACAUCCAAGUACUGAUGCUAUUGUAAACAACGUGUGUAUAGUGCCUAAAAAUUGUACGAAAAUCCUUUUAACCAUUUUAAUCCAAAUGUUUAACAAAUCUCUUAUUCUAAUAAAUAUACUAUCAAGUUAAAAA
Messenger RNA from Talpa occidentalis (Iberian mole), 2488 nucleotides. RefSeq names its product mitogen-activated protein kinase kinase 1 (gene MAP2K1). NCBI's taxonomy places the organism in Eukaryota, Metazoa, Chordata, Mammalia, Eulipotyphla, Talpidae. The coding region runs from base 403 to 1584 and encodes 393 amino acids. Gene Ontology annotation, molecular function: protein kinase activity; ATP binding. The transcript is spliced from 11 exons. Gene Ontology annotation, biological process: protein phosphorylation. The record is from RefSeq and is a predicted model, not a curated record.